Molecule: messenger RNA, 1506 nt
Organism: Perkinsus marinus ATCC 50983
Lineage: Eukaryota; Perkinsozoa; Perkinsida; Perkinsidae
Product: Branchpoint-bridging protein MSL5, putative
Exons: 17
Coding region: 13-1506 (497 amino acids)
Biological process (GO): regulation of mRNA splicing, via spliceosome
Cellular component (GO): nucleus
Molecular function (GO): mRNA binding; zinc ion binding
Source: RefSeq, a predicted model, not a curated record
GUUGGUGGUAUCAUGUCUGAGGAGAUCAUCUCCACGGAUGGUGGGUAUCAGAUAGUACCAGUAGUUGGAGCUGAUGCUGGUGGUAUUAUAAUGAUAGCAGGGAAGAGGAGGAAGCGUGAUACGCGAUGGGGACCCAGGAAGCACAUCAAACUGGGCAAACGUUUGUCAACGGUGGAUGACAAACCGUAUAAGCCGUUGCCUUUGCUGGACGUACCGUGUGGUCUGGGCUGGAAGCAGAUCGAUCAGAUGAUGAGAGAGAUAAGAUUGGAGGACUUGGACAAUAAGCUGAGAGCUGAACCGAUAAGGUUGGAGUUGGGCGACCCAGAUAUCCGACCACCGUCUCCACCGCCAACGUAUGACCAACUUGGUACUCGGACGAAUGAUCGUACUACUAGAGUGAAGAAAGCAAUGGAAGGAGAGCAUAAUAGGCUAGUCCGGUAUAUGAUGGCUACUGUGAGAGACUACAUACCUCCCGAGACGUGGAACAAGGCUAGGUUGGUACGGAAGAUCAUCAUACCGCAGAAAAAAUAUCCCGACGUACCGUUCAUGGCGAUCAUCGUGGGCGCACGAGGAACUAACCAUAAGCGUUUACAGAUGGAGUCGGGGUGUCGUAUUGAGAUUCGAGGGAAGGGAAUCAACGCGAUGAAUCAGACCAUAGAAGAGCAGAAUAUGCCUCAACACGUUCAUAUCGAGGGCGAUACUGAAGUCAACUUGAUCAAGGCAACUGCUUUAUUGGAACCAUUGUUGGACCCGACCCACCCUGACUUUGCCAGAGCUAGAGCCCUUGGUUUGGAGCAGUUGGCUGUGGUGAAUGGUUAUACCACUCAAGUGCAGCACAUACGUUGUGGCCUAUGCCAGGCUAUGGGCCACCAUGCAAGCCAGUGCCCAGAGUUCAACAAUGUGGAGAUGUCGUAUAAGAUGGCUGAUGUUAAGUGCGAUAUCUGUGGGGAUAAGGGGCAUGCUACUAUUGACUGUCCUCAAAAGGGCACGGCUCAGCAGAAAUCUAAGGAGUGGCGAGAGGAGGCUGAGGAGAGGGCUAAGGUUGAUCAAGAAUACGCCGACCUUAUCAACAACCUAGCUGAAGAAAAUGAUCCUCUGAAGUCUGGAGGCCUGCAGAAUGGCUCUACAGGAUCGAUUGAAGAGGAUGGGAACGAGAUUCUGAUUCCCUUCAAGGACGUUGAUCAGUCUAACAAGGACGCAAGAAACUGUCCAGUCCAGAUCACUGGUCCGGCUGGCGCUAUCGAGCAAGCUAAGGAGAAAAUACGGGAAUGGUUGAAGAAUCGCGAGGCAGGAGCUAAUGCGCAGAUCCCUAUGGUGCUCGGAGUACCUGGAGAUGAGGAACCUAUUCGUUUGCCUGCGACACUCGUUGGUGUAUUCAUUGGUCAUAAUAGUCAGAACUUGAAGGCUCUGGAGCGGGACUUGGGUGUUGGUCUUAUGCUCGGUAGUUUACACCUUGCAUAUCUGCUCUUCUUUAUCUGGAUCACAUCUCUGCCCCUCGACCCUUAA